AUGACGGAACCAAUACGAUCCAGUGACGUUCUCUACAACAUUUUGGAUGUCUUGCAGCGCAUCGAAGUGAAGCUGGAAGGGCACGAAGAUCGGUUCAAGAGCUUGGAAUACCACACGCAGACCAGCAAUGGAGGGAGAAAAGCAGAAGGACUCGGUGGCAAUGCCGAUACCUCAAGCGAGACUUCUCGGACUGCAGAGAUAUUCAACACCUCUGCCGAAAACUUGCGGUCUUCGAGGAAGGGGACACCUACGAGCGAUGACUUGCCAGAAGACAUCAGCACUGCGCUCAAAAUUCCCUAUAGUCAAUGGAGCAUCAACCAAUUAGACCGCUUCUUCAACCUAUCCCUUUCAAAUUUACUUGAAGCCCGUCUCGGGGACUGCUGGAAGAUGCCCGACGAUGACCGUCUACCCCUGAAAUUUUUCAAAACCAAUAUUCUGAAGAGCAGUGGUCCUUUCCGAGUACCGAUAGACAGCUACCCUACAUCCAGACAACCUUUUGAGCGGGAUCUUGAAUUUCUUUGUCAGUUCGACAAUGAACUGAGGGCCCACCCAGGCAAUGAUUUCAUGGUGGUUGAUUUCGACGCGGCGGACGGCACGAGACUAUACAGGCUAGGUGAACAGGCUUUUGGAUCAGAGCUACAAGUCGAAGCUCAAGGCUCAAAGAUUGCGCCAUGGUCGAGGUUGAUAUUGUAUCAAGGGGCUACUACUGGCGAAAGCAUCUACCCGACCGAAAAGAGGGCCCCGCGACAGCCUAUACCAUACUUUACGAGCACAGACAAGAUACUGGGAUUAUGGGAUCACUUGGAUUACCACUUGCAGACCAAGCGGAGAGGUACCACAACGAAUCCCUAUGCAAACGCUUGGAACGGUUUUCACACCAAUUUUUACGAAAUACGUGAAGUCACAGAAUGGCAGGUCAAGGAGUUUUGGAAGCAUGGUCCUCUAUACGGACAUCCUCUCGGCUGGCAUUUCCGCAAAUGCGCUUACACGAUAUACUCGCCAGUGGCUGUGGAUGCGGUACAACAUCCUGAUCAUGUUCUUAGCAAGACCAACCAAUAUUGGACUUUGCUUGUGCUUGCGCCAGAUCGCUUCUUCAACGACAAAAAUACAUCUUUUCCUAUGGGUCCUUCAUCGCCUGGCAAAGCGCAAGCCUUAGGCUACGCCCUGGGUAGACUCACUCAGCCGGGCGCUGAGCUGAAUCUUAUUGGUCAGGGACUAGAGAGAAUAACUGAUCGUUGGGCGGAGUUUCUAUCCUACUUUGACUAUAUACUUGAUGGUGGCGACUCUCUUAUGAAGCCAGCAGAGCACGACAACCUACUAUUCGAUGACGGCGCGUUCUCGAGGUCAAGACGUUACUUCUGGGCCAUCGACUGCUUGUCCGAGUUCGAACUCAGUAUCACGGACAACAUCACCCAAUGGGAGCUGUAUAAGGCUGCUCGACUACCUUGGGUGAAAGAUCUGCCCGAGCAUGACCAGCGUCAAUUAGCUUUUGCGGAAAGGCAGUACCGCGUUUUGCAGAACCAACGGGAAUCGUUUAGGCAAAAGCUUGCAUCGACGAAAGCCUUGAGGGACGCUCUGUUUAACGCUAGCGCUGUAAUCGAAAGUAGGGCGUCAACAAGGCUGGGUGAGAAUGUCAAGCUGCUCACAUUCGUCAGCAUCUUCUUUCUUCCGCUUGCAUUCACCACCUCUCUUUGGAGCGUCAACGAUCAGUUCUCCAUGACAGCACUCAUAUACGUUGUAAUAAUAGUCGCGUUAGUGACCUAUUUCAUCAUGUUUAACAUCAACAGCUUGGCUCAAGGCUUUGGCCGGGUAUACGACAACAAGAAAAAGUAUAUUGUACGCGCAAUGAAACGUGACCGCAAGCAAGCCUGGAAGCAGCGCGGUCAAAGAUUCGAGGUCUUCCGUCCGAAGCACGAGAGUCCAGAGCCGUCUGAGUGGUACAUACCGUUCUACGCCCUGCUGCAUCCUGCAGUCGCGUUAGGUUUGGAUCGCAGGGAAGGAUUAACUAACAGCCGUCCGACGACUGAAAUUGAGAAAGUAUAUGAACCGUCAAAGGGUGGUCUUGCUAGACUGUUUGGAAGACGGAAACGCCCGACCGAAGAGGAGGUGAACGAUCAGCCUUGGGUCAUUGAAUAG
This is a messenger RNA of Letharia lupina, 2136 nucleotides long. RefSeq lists its product as uncharacterized. The coding region runs from base 1 to 2136 and encodes 711 amino acids. NCBI's taxonomy places the organism in Eukaryota, Fungi, Ascomycota, Lecanoromycetes, Lecanorales, Parmeliaceae. Gene Ontology annotation, cellular component: membrane. The transcript has 5 exons. The record is from RefSeq and is a predicted model, not a curated record. Gene Ontology annotation, biological process: metal ion transport; transmembrane transport. Gene Ontology annotation, molecular function: metal ion transmembrane transporter activity.